AUAUAUAUAUAUAUAUAUAUAUAUAUAAUGCCUAGUCACUUUACCCUUCCUUCAUGUACAAAUCUACUUCAAAAACCUCAUAGCUUUGCAUAUUGAUCUUGUUCUGGUAGUUCCUGUUCCAUUCCAUUCUUGUGUAUGAUAUUUUAUUCCUCUUGUGUUACUAUUUAAUUUGUAUUAUUAUUUGUCAAAUCUACUCUGCAGCAUCAUUGGGAAGGGCUCGUAAGAAAGAAUUACAGGGUUAAGUCUACUCCAGUUGUAUUCAGCGCAUGUGACAAAAAAAAUGGAUUAUAUUUAAGAUAUGUUAUGUUUUGGUGUGUGAUUCUUUCAUUCAACACAUAUUAAAGACUCUCUUGCAGUAGCAAGACAUUCAUGUGUUGUAGUACCACCACAGUUUUAGACUAGAGAAUCUGCUUGUUUAGAUGCUUUGGGAUGGAUGAUGGAUCCUCUCCAAAUGCAUCUUAUCCAAAAUCCUCGUUCCAUCUGCCAGCUUGCUCACAAAUGGUCCACACAGCAGGAUCAUGGCACACAGCUACACUGCAUCUACAGUUCUGUGUGUUGAGUGUGUACAGUAUGUGUUGCGUAGCAUGCAGGGUAAGCUAUUCUGUCCACUCUGCUCUGCACCAAGCACAGCUCACUGCCCAAGUCCUGUCCCAAUUGUCUUGCUAAGGCAGCCUCUGAGUAAGAUUUAUAAUACUUAUAACAUUAAUACAUUGUAGCUUGGUGUGAUGUAAUCAAAUCAUUGUUUUAAUAAGAGCAGUAGGUCUACAUGAUUGGAUAAUAGUAAUUUGCUCAAACGAGUGCUUUGAGGGUAAUUUAUAUAAUUUUGCAUUACAGACUGAAACAAAGAUGGCAGACAGUAAUUGUAAUUACACGUUUAUAGUAUUUUGUUGUGAGACGUGGCGUGACAUGACUGUGCAGGUUCCCUGCAGGGAUGUCUUUGAGCUGCCAGCCAAGCUUCAGCUGAACAUAAAUCAGGGAAAAGGGUUUUCGCUGAUGAGAAUCAGCUCUAUUGGCUGAAAUUGUCUUGUUCAUAGUGCUUUAAUCCUCACCUCACCUUUAAUCCUCAACCAGUUAAACUAAUGAGGGCAAUGGAAUAUCCUUGUUGCAUAAUUCAACAUUUGGGUAUUGAUCAAUAACCAAUUUUGAGAGAUUGGAACUAUAAGGUUCUAUCUGCAAAAAGAUAAUUCUGAGAUAAUUGGCUAUAACGUUCCAAACCCUCAUUGGUUUGAAUGGUGUCAGCAACUUAAAAACACACUGGAUAAAGAAAUUAGCCCUAAUUGAGGUCAGUAUCAUUGACAUCAGGUUAGGCCAGUUAGGUCCUUAUUAAAAGUGGUUAGAUUAAAUCUACUAUGCGGCAUACAAAUAUGUUGUUUUUGAGGGGUUGCCCUUUACGUUGUUUAAUUACGUUGUUUGAGGAGUCGUCCUUUACGUUGUUUAAUUACGUUGUUUAAGGAGUCUGUCUUAACGUUGUUUAUUUACGUUGUUUGAGGAGUCGCCCUUUACGUUGCGUAAUUACGUUGCUUGAUAAGUCGCCCUUUACGUUGUUUAAUUGUGUUGUUUGAGGAGUCACCCUUUACGUUGUUUCAUAGGCUUACCUUACCUGGUAAGUGAAACUGCAAUUUGAAAUAAUUCAGUAUGUCACAAUAUAAUUAAUUUCAAUCUUGGCAUAUUAAACAAUGCUUCUAUAACACUUUAUUCUCUGUCCUUAGAUGUGGAAUAUUGCUGCAUUGGUGUUAGUUGUGGCAGGGUCUGCUCUGAUCAGUCAACCUGCUGUAUGACCAAUGGAGGAUAUGCCUGCUGUCCCUUCCCUGAAUGAGUACGAAACAAAUUUGACACCACUAGUAUAAAUGUAGUUCUUCAAUGGUGAAACCAACUUUUUGUUCAAAACGAAGACCCUCAUCAGACCUCACUGAGAGAUAUUAGAGAUUCAUUACAUAUGAAUUACAAGGUAUUCACAGAUCACCUCAUAACUUUUAUUUUCACUAUGUUUGUUUUCCUAGGCAGUGUGUUUGUAAGUAGUGUUGCUCUAACAUAACCCACUGUUGCCUGUCCGGAUACAGCUGCAACACCACGGAACAGAUGUGUGCGAAAUAUUACCAACCAUAGAGCAGUGUGCCCAUGCUGAACAAGGUGGCUGCAGAGGAACCACGCUCUCCUGUCUCUCCCCCACUUGAGUCUGAUAUCAUCCCAGAGCAAUGCUGCAGCAAUUCUGCAGCAGUGGAGAGCUCAGUCUCUAUGGUGCACUGUGAUUGCUCAAAUAUCUGCCCUGCUGCCGUCACCCCGAGGACGGGUGGAGCUGCUGUCCAUUUUCCUCUAGCGUGUGCUGUCUGGAUGGUGUCCACUGCUUUCCUUGUGGUUAUAAGUGUGACCGCAUACACACUGAAGACUGAUGGCCUGAGCAGGUCCCAUGGACACUACUUGGUUGCUGUUGACAGCACCCAACAUGGCUGGGUUAUUCACUUCCACAGGAAAUCAACUGACCUCCAGCUACAGUAACCCGUUGUGGCAAGGGAAACACUGGAAAAUACUGUUGUCUACAGCUAUCUAAGCCAAACUAACAAGAUUUUAUUUUUAAUUACAUUUUGCCUAACUACUGAGAUUGGGAUUGUACACUUUUUGUGAAUGCAUUAUAUGUACAUGAAUGGGGAAUCAUGACACCCACUCAUUGUUGAUUUCAUAAAACAGACAGGUCAAUAAAAUAAAUGAUAAUUGUGUCUAUCUACUGGCUACAUUCAUUAAGGAUGUGGGUUGGGGUUGUAGGGUAACAUGGUAUCAACAUCUUGUACUGUUUUUUCUACCCCUGAUAACUAGCCAGUACUUCUACCACCAAUUUCAAAUGUUUUAUGGAAAUAUAAAUUAAUUAUGCACAUGGAAGCAAACUCUUUUUGGCUGCUGACUCCUGGGGAACAGAGAAACAGGAGGGACAUCUGCUGUUGGCUACUGCAUAAAUGUUAGUCACCCCUAAUAAUUAUGAUUUGUUUGGCUUUAUGUUGAAGUAAAACAAUUAUGCAUAAUUCUGGUUCUGGAAAUAAUCAAAUAAUAGGUCAACAUUCAUGCACUCAGUAUAUGGAUGUAUUACGCGCAUUGCAACUAAAUGACCAGAUUGUCCCUGCUUGACUGUCCUGAUGCAACAAACUAUUAAUUAUGCCUAAACUCUGCCUACUUCUACAAUUUAUAUGCUUAAAAUUCAAUGUGAAACCUAACCAUAACGACACUGCUAAACGUAUGCCAAACACUAGACAUAAUUGUUUUUUCAUACAUUUUUACGAUAUAGACAAUUUUGCCCUUGUGGCUGUGGAUUCUAGUGGAUACCACUUCCCACCCGGGGCGUUUCUCCCACGUGCAAGUGUGCUUGUUUGUAACCACGGCAACGUCGGUCGAGCAAAGGCAAAACAAGGUAAGCUAGCUAGCUAACAUGUGCCUUCGUUAUCAGAUAAAUAUAGAAUUUGCAGCAUUUGGGUAGCUAUGCAUUGCAGCGUUAGCUAAAGUUAGCUAUCCUGCUAUGUCAAGUAACUUAGCUAGCUAAAGUUAGCUAACGUUAGCUGGCUGAUAAGUUACUAAUUUAGUUAGGCUAACUAACCUUAGCUUUCAUGUUUGGAAUGGCUGAUAAUGCCAGCAUUAGUUCAAGGUAGCUAGAUAGAUAGGGCCCAACAAGUUACAGAAUCCCUGCUCAAAAGUGUUUGUGAUAUAUUUAAAUUAAUGUGGCAGUAAUACUAUAUUUGACUAUGGUUUAUUUGCAAACUCUAACAUUGCAUUUUGAGAAUUCUCUCUGGUUAAACUCUGUUCUUAUAUUGAACAGGUAAUUCCCCCAAAAAUUCCCAAGCAUGACUGCAACAAUGUCCAAGUCUCCUGGGGCUGGCAUGUAUCCCCCAGUAGCAAAACUCAACUUGGCUGCAGACCCCAGGAAGAUGCGCAGGAUCAUUGCAGAAGAUCCAGAGUGGUCCCUCACUGUAGUGCCCCUUUUAUCCAACCUCUGCCUGCAACACAUAGUGAGAAACUUUGAGGAGAAGCCCAUCCUCGAAGAACUUCUUCCCAGGCACAAAGACUAUGUCCUGGAGAGGCUCUCUCCGUCCCUGCCCCUGCAGGUGACUGCCAACCUGAUCAGUGACGACGGCUACUGGAAGCGCUGCUGCAAACAGCGCUGGGGCCUGUGUGACGUCUCCUCAUACGGCCACAGCUGGAAGCGCAUGUUCUUUGAGAGGCACCUGGAGAACAUCAUCGAGCUCUACAUUCCUGAUGCCACUGACCCCAAGACGGUGCUGGGCAUGGUGCCUCUGUGCCGGAACUACGUGAAGAGGCUGGACAUCUCACAGCUGAUGCCGCCAAUCAAGGAACCCCAGAAGUCAGAGGACGAUGACAACUCGGACUCGGCCAGCGACAUGGGCAUGGAUGGGCCAUCCAUGGACCACUUUGACUUUGGCAUCCUGCUGGACAAGCUGAACCAUCUGGAGGAGUUUCACGUGGUCUACCGGGUCAAGGGAUGCGGCAUGAACUUUGAGUGGAACCUCUUUGAGUUCACCUUCCGCGACUGCGAGUCUCUGGCCAAGGCCUUGAAGUCCUGUAAGACCUUGAAGGUGCUGAGGAUCCACCAAAGCAAAGUGGAUGACGAGAAGUGUCGUCAGCUUGUGAACAACCUCCUAGACCACCCGUCCCUCAGGGAGCUCAACCUCUCCCACAACCUCAUCGGGGACCGGGGCGCCCGGGCCAUCGGCAAGCUGCUCAACAGGAGUAAGCUGGAGAGACUCACUGUCUACGACAACAACAUUCGGGGGCCGGGGGCCCAGGCUAUAGCUUAUGCCCUGGCCAAGAACUCCAGCCUGCUGUCCCUCAACCUGCGUCUGAACCGGCUGGGGGACGAAGGUGGCCAGGCCAUCGCCCAGGCCCUGCUGAAGAACCGCACCCUGAAAUGGCUGCACCUGGGAGGCAAUGAAAUGACAGAGCCCACAGCCACGGUCCUAUCCCAAGUCCUGGUCCAGAAUAAUACGCUGAGGAGCAUCAACCUGUCCUGUAACAGGCUGGGUAUGGAUGGUGGUAAAGUGUUGGAGGAGGGCAUGUGUCACAACAGCAGCAUGGUGGAGUGUGAUAUCCGCCUGACAGAGGUGGGCCAGGAGAGCGACUACUGCAUCAGCCAGGUGGUACGCAACAAUCAGAACCAAGCACACAGGAAACACAACACAGAAGAGAACCUAGCCCAAACCUCAGAGCAUUAUUAAAUACAAGGAAGAAGAAUCAUCACUGAAUUAUCACAGGGAAUUAUUGUAAUGUUUGUUUAUGUGUCAAUUAAUCCCAUUGGGGGAUGGGUUGCCAGCUGGCGAUUUGACAUGAAAAUACAUUUUCAUUCAUUCAUAUAAACAUACAGCCCAUUUGUGUUCACCAAAGUGCCACUUUGUCAUAUAUUCUAGACAGAAUGCCUACUAUUUGUUUCAUAUCUGCAAAGUUGUUAAAUGUAGUGAUGUCUGUAAUGUGUUACCACUGAAAUCAGAAUUUAGCUAAAUAGGCUACAUCACUGUACCUUUGGCCCAUGGAAAAUAACCCCAGUUUAUUAGGAUGUAAUAAAUGGGCUUGGUCCGAAGGUCAGGGAUGAAAACUGACGUAGGUGUUAUUCUGGGAUGACUUCAGGUUGUUGAGAUCCACCACUGAGCUAUGGGGCACCUUCACUGUAUGUAGGCUACUCAUUGUUUGUAUUCACUGUUUAGUAAAUGUACAAAGUGGAGUUAUAUAUUUAAGGAAUAAGGCCCAAGGGGGUGUGGUAUAUGGCCAAUAUACCACAGCUAAGGGCUGUUCUUGGGUACGACGCAACGCGCAGUGCCUGGAUACAGCCUUUAGCUGUGGUAUAUUGGCCAUGUACCACAAACCCCCAAGGUGCCUUAUUGCUAUUAUAAAUGGGUUACCAACAUAAUUAGAGCUGUAAAAAUAAAUGUUUUGUCAUACCCGUGGUAUACCACGGCUGUCAGCCAAUUAGCAUUCAGGGCUUGAACCACCUAGUUUAUAAUAGCAUAUAAAUUAGGUUGGGAAGUUGGAUAUACUGGUAAAUAUAGGCUUUAUAUUCUUCUACCACAUGGGUUUCAUUGUGUACAUGUUAUAUGUCGUAUGUAAAAAGACACAUGUUUCAACAAUUUCACAAGCUGUUUUAUUGAGUUAGCCUUUUUUCACUUUUGAUACACAGAUUUGGUUUGCGGUCAUUGUAACUGUAUUAUGCAACAUCAAGGCAACAUUGUGAUAGUGUCAAUAUGCAGUUGAAGUCAGAAGUUUACAUACACUUAGGUUGGAGUCAUUAAAACUUGUUUCUCUUCCACUCCACUUGUUAAUUAACAAACUAUAGUUUUGGCAGGUCGGUUUGGACAUCUAC
Oncorhynchus mykiss (rainbow trout) is the source of this 6349-nucleotide messenger RNA. The record is from RefSeq and is a predicted model, not a curated record. Lineage: Eukaryota; Metazoa; Chordata; Actinopteri; Salmoniformes; Salmonidae.